GGGGUGGGGGGAGGGGUAAGGAGAAAAUCUUAGGCAGAAUAAUUGCUCCUUUGGGCCGAGUGUUGUGAGACCAGACCACCGGGCACGGUGUGGCUGGGGUGGUAGUGGAGGGAUUAGGGAGUGGAGAUGAGUAGGGCUUUAGCUCUGGAGCAUCUGGGAAGGCUUCGUGGAGGCAAGUCUCAUCCUGACUCUGUGCCUCAUUUACAGCCCUGCGUUUCCCUGCCUUUGCUCUGGGGACGCCCUCCCUGCCCCCCUUAGAAUUGCGAUCCUCUUCUGGACUUGCCUGGAGCACCACCAUUCUGAUUUCCAAUAACAACACCUGGUGUGAUCUCUUGGCUGGAGUGAGGGGAAGAAUCAUGGAUAAAGGCAAUUCAGGAACUUAAGGAAAAGGAGAUCCUGAGGAAAGAGUCAGAUUGUGAAACCAGGACUAAGAACAAAGAAUUGUCUCCAAAACAGGAAAUUUCUGAUGAGAUGGGGUUCUACUGCUCAAUAUUAGAAAGAUCUACGAGGGAUACUUCCCAAAGACCAAAAUUUGAGAAGCUAAUGAACAUGAAGGCAUAUCAAAGGAAAACUAUUGGUCUUCUUCUGCAGGCAAGAGAAUGGGAAAAUUACUUUAUUAGAAGAGAGUUUUCAGAUCAGUGACAAUGAUCCACCAUAUACCCUAUACAAGGGUGACCAGUCAGGAACAUAAUGAAUUUGUGAGAAGCCUUGGUAUGGACUCAGACCCUGUUGGAUAUCUCAGAGUUUCUUCAGGAGUGACAUUGCAGGAAUAUGAUAAAAUAAAUCAGAUAUUCAAACCAAAUUCAGACCCAGUUAAGUACCAGAAAGACCUUAUGGUAGAGAACUCCUGUAAAUCUGGUGGAUAUCAGAAAACAUUCAGGCAAAGCUCCACUCUCAGUGAACUACAGGGAAUUCAUACUGUAGAGGAUACCUGUCAGAAGUCUACAACCACUGAUCAUCAGAGAAUUCACUCUACAGAGAAACCCUAUGAAUGCUGUGAAUGUGGUAAACACUAUGCCAGAAAGUCUUUGCUUAAUAGACAUAAACAAAUUCAUACUGGAGAAAACCUUUAUGAAUGUACUGAAUGUGGGAAAACCUUCAGUCAAAGCUACAACCUCAUUAGACAUCAGAGAAUUCAUACAGGAGAGAAACCUUAUGAGUGUAACGAAUGUGAGAAAGCCUUCAGUGAGAGUUCAAGGCUCAUUAAACACCAGAGAAUUCACACGGGAGAAAAACCUUAUGAAUGUAAAGAAUGUGGGAAAACCUUCAAUGAUCCCUCAAACUUUAUUCAACACCAGAGAGUUCAUACCGGAGAGAAACCCUAUGCAUGUAAUGCAUGUGGGAAAGCUUUUAGUGAUGCCUCAAAUCUUAUUCAACAUCAAAAAAUUCACACUGGAGAGAAACCCUAUGAGUGUAAUGAAUGUGAGAAAGCCUUCAGUGAGAGUUCAAGGCUCAUUAAACACCAGAGAAUUCACACAGGAGAAAAACCCUAUAAAUGUAAUGAAUGUGGGAAAACGUUCAAUGAUCCAUCAAACUUUAUUCAGCAUCAGAGAGUUCAUACUGGAGAGAAACCCUAUGCAUGUAAUACGUGUGGAAAAACCUUUAGUGAUGCCUCAAAUCUUAUUCAACAUCAAAAAAUUCACACUGGAGAGAAACCCUAUGAAUGUGGUGAAUGUGGAAAAGCUUUCAUUCUGAAUUCAUCCCUCAUCAGACACCAGAGAGUUCACACUGGAGAAAAACCAUAUAGAUGUAAUGAAUGUGGGAAAGCUUUCAGUCAGGGUUCAAGCCUUAAUAAACAUCAGAGAAUACAUACAGGUGAAAGACCCUACAAAUGUAAUGAAUGUGGGAAAACUUUCAUCCAGAGUUCAGGCCUCAUUCGCCACCAGAGAAGUCACACAGGAGAAAAACCAUAUGAGUGUAAUGAAUGUGGGAAAUCCUUCAGCCAGAAUUCAGUCCUCAUUAGACAUCAGCGAAUUCAUGCAUCAAAAAACAAGGAGUCCACAAAAUGGAAUGGUUUACCUUGGGAGGCAAAGUACAGGGGGGAAUAGAUGGAUUUGGAGUUUGUUUCCACUAUGAUUUCAUACUGGAGGAAAUACAUGUGAAUGCAGAGGAUAUGGGGACAUCAUCAUUUUCAGGAAACAUGGAAUACCUUCUUUUGUAUAGAAGUUAAGAAAGCCUUCAUUUAUGGAGUUCCUACACCAGGAAACUCACUGAGAUUCUGAAGUUGUUUCUGGAAAGCCAUUCAGUAAAUGGAAUCUCUUAUUCAGAUCUCAAAAUUAACACUUGAGUCACUAUGUAAAUGAAGUAUGCUCAAGUCUUUAUAAUAUAAAGUACUUUAUCCAGUUUUAUUAGGCAUCAAAUAGUUAUUCUGGAAAGACAACUUAUGGUAAAUCUUCCAAGUAGUGAAUUUUAUUUAGCAAUUUACACUUAGUGGCUGUUGUUUGCCUCCUAGAAUAUUGCAUAUAUUGCCUGCCAGUAGGUGGAAGUAUGGUACCCUUCACAUGAACUAUAGAACAAAUGUCUUGACUUUCAAAGUCUGGCUCUAUUCCAACUCCCACAGAUAUCAUAAAUUUUCAUUCUAUUAUGCAUUUUAAAAAUCAUUCAAGUUAUGAAGCCUUAACCAGACAAUAUACUUUGAUAUUUUAGAGUAAACAUUUUAAGCUCCAAACCCUGAGAUGUAAUUGAAUAUAUUUCUUCAUUCUAUCUCUGUUGUAAUUUUUAGACUUCUUCCUCUUUUUUUUUUUAAUCUCUGUACUUAUAUGCAGAAAAAAUAUUUUACUCAUUUCAUUCUCAUGAUGUCUAGAGGCAGCUAGGUACAGUACAUUUAAAUGCUGGAUCUGGAGUCAAGAAGACCUGAGUUCAAAUCCAGCUUCAGGCAUUUUCUAACUGGGAGAUCCUAAGCAAGUCACUUCUGCCUCAAUGACAGCCUGUCUGUAAAAUGAAAAUAAUAAUUAUACCUACCUCCCAGAAUUGUUGUGAAGAUGUAAUAUUUGUAAAGUGCUUUGUAAACAUUGAAGUGCUAUAGAAAUACUAGCUAUUAUUAUUGCUGAAUUGGUAUGGAUCUGGAAGAAAAUCUUUAAUAACAUCAAUUAACAAGCAUUUAUUAAGCACCUACUAUGUGCCAGAUACUCUGAAGAGGCACAGAGGGUAUAAAGAAACAGUCUGUGCCUGUAAAGGUACUUUCUAUUGGGAAGUGCAUAAAUAAGUAUAAACAAAGUACAAGGGAAUUUGAGGAAAGUCCAUAGAGUUGGAGGGGGGUGGGUAUUAGGAGAGAUUUUAUGUAAAAGCUAGAGCUGACUCUUGAAGGAAACAAAUGAUUUCUAAGAGGAGAAGAAAGGAGGGAGUAAAUUCCAGACAUAAGGUCAGCCCAGGAAGACGGCAUUGAGAUGGGAGAUAGGGCAUCGUGCAUAAAGAACAGCAAAGCCAAUUUGGCUGGACCAUAGCAUGCAAGAAAGGGAGUGAAGCAUAAUAGGGCUAGAAAGGUAUAUUGGAGUUGGACUAUGAAAAGCUUUAGGUGACAAAUGUGAGUCCUAUUUAAUUCUAGAGACAAUUUUGGAGCCAUUGGAAUGUAUUAAUGGAGAAGGGGAGUGAAAAGGGUUAGAUUGAUACUUUAGGGAAAUUACUUUGCAGCUGUGUGGAGAAUGAAUUAGAGAGAGAAGGGACUUGAUACAGAAAAACCAAUUAGAAAAUUUUUGCAGUGGUUCAAGUAAAUGGUGAUGAAGGCCUAAAGAAGGGGUGAGUAGAAAUAAGGGAUUAUUAUGAGCUCCUUUGAAGGUAGAAUUGAAAAAAGAAAUAGCAACUAAAGGGAUGGAGGAUGCCUCAGGAUCUGGUUCUUGUCCUGCUGUGGUCAAUCAAGAAACAUUUAAUAAAUGCUAUAUGCCAGGUUCGAUGCUGAGAAUAAACAAAAAGGAACAUUCUCCAUCUUAAAGGAGGGAACAACAUGUUUAUGGAAAAUUAAAACAUGCCAAGUAGUUUAAAAUAAUUUUGAAGGGAGGAUAUAAGCAACUGGAGAAGAUUAGAACAGAGUUUCUCUAGUAGUUGGUGCUGGAGUUAAGUCUUGAAGGAAUUCUGUGGCAUGAAGGGAAAGAAAAACUAUUUCAUGUUUAAUUUUUGUUCCAAAUCCCAUUAGUAUGGGUUUGUCCUUAUUGGUGGAGGUGAAGACCCUGCCCUCUAUGAGAGAUAAGAAGAGUUGGUGUGAGGUAAGAGAACCUAUCUUUCUUAGUUCCCUUUGGGGGCCUCUCCUCUUCAGAGCCCUCCAAGCUUAAAAUCUUCUUUGGGACUCCAAGUGUCUAGUCACUUUAGGUGCUUCUGGUUUUCAGUUUCAAAAUGGAAGAUGGCAGAGACCAUUUCAAGUUGCUAAAGGAAAAGACUCUGGAAGAGCAUAAGAGAAGCUGGCAACCUUCAUCAUAUCUCUAUUCACAGUUGCUACACUAGAGACUUUGGGGAGUUUUCACCUUAGGGAAAUCUAGGACAUUCUUUUGGUUCAGCUGAGUGAUCUCUUAAGUGAAAGCCCCUUUAUUUUUAAAUAUUGUCUGGUAUGUAUUCUCCUAUGCGUACUUUCCCUGAUUUCUUUUUUAUUUUAAUUUUUUUUUUUUACAAUUAGGAUAAAUUAGGUUUUUUUUUUUUUUUUUUGGCCAUUCACUAUGGAUGUUCAUUGUAAAACGUGUAUUUAACAGCAAAGUGAUCAGGCUUUAGAUAUAGAGCUUAGUGUUUUCCUUUCCCUCCAAAAUGGCAAAACAAUCUGAUUUCAAACCUGAUCCCCUAGAUAAACAGUUUGUAAGGGAGCAGACAGAUGAACUUUUGCCCUGCUACCCCUUCUGUCUUUAUGGAGAGGCGAGUGGCCUCAUACCCAAACUUGUUGCUUCUCCUGGCAGAGAACAAAAAUCUCCCAUGGAGAAGAGUUGGGGGAAAAGAGGCUAGAAAUGUCUGUUUUGCCUUCCAUUGGGUUUCUGCUGAUUCCUAAUCUUGCAUUUCUGACUACCUACCAGAUAUCUUGAACUAGAUGUUUUAUAGAAAUUUUAAACUCAAUAUAUCCCAAACUGAACUGAUUAUUCCUUCCCUCUUCCCAAUCUUCAUUAUUGUUGAAAGUAUCAACAUUCUCCCAGUCAUCCAAGCUUGUAACUUGUCAUUUUCAAAUCCUUACUUUUUCCCAACAUCUUUUGCAUAUGCUUCCUUCUCUGAUCUUGCCACUAUCCUGGUAUGACUCAUUUCCUCAUGCCUGGACUGUUGUAAUAGCUUACUGGUUGGUCUUUUCCCAACUCUAGUUCAACCUUCACUCAGGUGUCCCAAUUGUUUUCCAAUCACGUUGUCUCCUUAUUCAAAAAUAGCCAAAGGUUUCCCAUCUUCAGGAUCAAAUAUAAAAUCCUGUUAUUCAGAACCUUUUAAAAUCUUAUCUUUCCACUUCCCUUUUCAAUUUAAUUAUACUUUACAUUACCUCUCUCUCCUCCCCUACUCCCAGUGUAUUCUUUGAUCCAGUAAAACUGAUCUUUCUGGUCCUUGAAAAAGGAUACUUUAUUGACUUUUUAUUGACUAUCCUCAGUAUGUGGAAUACUUUUCAUCCUGGCUUCUUCGGCUUCCUUUAGCCUCAGCUAAAAUUUUCCAUUCAGGAACCCUUUAUCAAUUCCUCUUAAUUCUAGUGUCUUUUGAUUAUUUCCUAUUUAUCCUGUAGAUGGCUUUUUUGUACAUAGUUGUCAACAUGUUUUCCCUGUUAAUUUAUGAAUUCCUCAAGGACAGAACAGUCUUUUCCUUUAUGUCUCUGGUGUUUAGCACAACAUCUAACACAUCUGACACAUUUCCCUGUGAGACAUGUGCUAUGAUUAUUCCCAUUUUAGAGAUGAGCAAACUGAGGAUCAGAGGUCACAUACCUGGUAAGGAUAUGACUUCCUGACUUCAGAUCUAUCCUAUCCACUUUAUUGGGUUCCCUAUAAGAUGGAGAAUGGGAAAAGAAUGCUUCAUAUCAACAUUAUUGCAGUUUUUUUCCAUUGCCCAGGGAGAAGUUUAGUUCACCCCCAAUCUUCUUAAAGAUGGAUGCCUAGAUCUUUUAUUGAGAUCUACAAAAGAAUUUCUGACUGAGUAAUGAUUGCCAUGACCUCUCAUUCUUAUGUGAACCAUUUACAGGAUUCUUUGUGGACCAAGCUAGGACUAUCAGCUGUCUAGCUUCUAACUUCUCCUUGGUAAUUAUAACUAUUGAUACAGCAGUAGUUAACAAGUAGGGGUGAAAAUCAUACUUUCCAUGGAAUUAUGUGUUGCAGAGAGACAAGUUGAAUGGGUAAUUGUGUGUAAUUUUGUUGUGGAUUAUCUAAUCCACAUUAAGUUUUCAUAAUGCUGAUGAAAUAUUUGGAUUGCUUUUUUGAAAAAGGAGUUAAACAUUGUGCUUUUGACUGACAAAGGAAUAUGUCACAGAGAAGUGUAUCUUCUGGAGGAGAGCAAAUGUCAUGGAAAAAACAUGCAAAAGAUUUGCAAACAGUAACCAGAAGUUGAAUGAGAAGGUCAUAACGACACUAGAUAUCUCCCUAAAGAACAGGAAAGUGAAUUCAGCAGAAGUAUUGAGUCAUAGCUGCUAUGAAGUAGAUUAUUUUCGAUUGUAUUGAUGGCUACUGAUAUGAGGGAAAAUAAGUUAGUGAUAGAAUCCAAGGUUCAAGGUUUUAAUGAUAUGAAGACUAUUAAAAAUGGUUGUAGUAAUUCUACUGGCUUUCUGAGGGAGUAUUUGGCACAGGUACAUUUAAUUACAUGAUCUUAGUUAACAUUUUCCAACUUAUGACUACCAGAAAUCUCAGAUGAUCCCCAUGUAGUGUCUGGAUUAAGAUAUGACACGGAGCAAUUCCCAACAAGUCUCUCCAGGAAAGUCAGAUAUUCAGAUGUAAAACCACACUGGAAACUUGCUCUGGGUGUAUGGAUCAUAGCAAUUCACAUGGUAGUCAGCUAAGUCUAUGUGUAUGCAGAUUGUAGAAAGAAUCAAUUCUAGGACAUCUGGAUAGGACUGUACCACUGUUUAGUAGUAAGAAUGAUUAGGAGAACUGUCUUAUAUGACAACUUACUGACUCAUUGAUUUUCCCAAGUGUUGUAGAUAUUGGUGAAAGUAAAAUAAAAAUUGUGUUUGCUGGGUCUACUGGUUGAAUGUAUAGGUAGUUUAUAAUGCAUCCAGUUUUUGUGCUUGGAUGCUAAUGGAGUGCAAAGUACCUUUUGAAUCUUCUAAAAUGUUAAGUGCAAAUUUGGCUGCAAAGCAUUUCUUUCCUCUGAGGGAACCAAUAUCUAUCCACUAGAGUUUUUUCCUAGCUUCUCUCUUCUCCUGUUCCCCAAUGAAGUUAAUUUUCCCUAACAGACAAUAAUAUGGACUUGAUUGAUCCAGAGUGAAAUAAGUUAUACAGAAGACAACUUCUGAUUGUAUUGAUAUAACUUCCUGGUUACCUAAGGGGAUAAAAAUUUCCAUUAUCAUAGGGUCAAUACCUAUCAGGCCUUCUAGAUGCUGAACCUGCUAACCAUAUACAUGUCCAUAUAGAGACAGCAGGAGCCUUGUCUACUGAAGCUAAGUGCUUUUGUAGCUUUGUACAAUAUCUUUGCUAUGUUAGGGCUAAGGAUACAUUUUGUCAACUAUUCAAUGAUUUAUGAAUGCUCCUUUUUGUUCCAAUAUAAAAUCUGAAACUAAUAAAGUGACAGUCAUGCUGCUCCUCCUAAAAUCCUCAUUGUAUAAGUAAGUCCAGACUACUGGAGUUAAUUUUUGAGAUGAGUUUGUAGAGAGCUUUGUAUUGGAAGAGAUUUUCCUGGGAAAGGAAUAUUAUGACAUCACAGGCACAAGUCUUCCUUACAAAAGGCUAGUAAAAAUCUAGGUGCAGACCUAGGCAAGUAUAAAAUGAAAUAGUUGUUGAAAGUGGCUUUGGCCUCUUUUAUGCAGUGAAAUAUUUGUGUAUAUCUAAAUGGUUUCAUUAAGACCAUAGGAAUGCUUAAAAUAUUCUAAUUUCUCGACAGUAGCAGGAAUUGGCUGCAGGACAGUCUCCUCUUCUGUCACUUACCAUGUAUUUUUGUCUCUUUGUCACUUGUAUUAACUGGUCACAGUUCAAAUCUCUUCUGACAAAUCCUAACCAUAUCUAUCUUAUCCUUCCCCCCCCCCCCCAUGCUGACCCUAGUGUUCCUCCUAUCUCCCACCCUUUUUUUUCUUUUCUAAGCAAACCCCCCAGCUCCUUUAGCCAAUCCUCAUAAUAGCAAUUUCAAGUCUCCCCUGCCCCCCUUUUUUAAUAACACUUCAUAGGAAAAAUUGAAGAGCUUCAUAAGAACUCUGCAUGCAAGUUGGUUUUUGUAAAAAAACUGAAGCUCUGAUCCAUUGGAGAAUAUACUCAGCUUGCUGGGGACAAGGAAGCUGGGACCUAGGAGAUGGUGGUAUAGCCAGAUCAUUGGGGAGGUAGCAACAUUUCCACUUAUAUGCUUGAGAAUCUCAAUAUUGAAUUAAGAGUUUUGUAUUUACAAUCAGGUAUGGGUGGGAGAGGAAAAUGUUGACUACAGUAGGUAAAGUAUAAUCUGGAUAACCUGGAACUCCAAUUAGGUAUUGAAUUGUUCUAAGACAGUCUACCUUGCUGUUAACAUGAAUAUUUAAUAAGAAACGACAGUUUCCAAGAUCAAAUUCGAGUUUGCUUAAACUCUGAGCUCAUAGGGCUUGGUUUCAUUCCAUAUUCGUGUUCUUGUUGCUUUUGUAAUUUGUCUUUGCAAGAAAACAAAAUUGUGGAACCUGCUGGGCAUUUGUACAUUGUAAAGAGACUACUGGCCAAAAAAAAAACAAAACCAAACUAAAACUGAAAGAAUGACUAAUAUCCAGAACUGACUGUUGUUAUGGAAACACUUGUGACCCAAAAGGAUCACACUUAAUCACUGUGGUGCUAGCUUAGGUGCUAGCUAGUAAAAUCAGUAUAAUGUUGUAGGUGGAACUGAGAAGUUUAGCCCUGGAGGAGGACAGGCUGGAGAACAAGCUGCCUAUGCGGGAGAUAGAAACCAACUCUGUUUAUUCCAUAGCUAAUUCAGCUUUACAUAGAGCAUGAAAUAAUACAUACUUGGACCUUGUCCUGUGGGAAUCAAGUCAGCACCUCUCUGCCUCAUUUCCUCAGUGGUUUUGCACAUUGUGGAAGGGUCUCAUGGAGAAUAUGCUGAGCCCUGAGCCUGCUUCUCACAACAACAGAAAGUUGUAAGCUCUGACCUGGACUCAUGGCUUAGACACUGUUCAAGUCUUCUACAGGAUAAUAUAAAUUCAACCAAAUAUGAAUGAACCUUAAGUACUUAUGAUACACCUGAGGAUGUUGUAUUUUUCAGGCUAGCUGGAGUGUCCAAACUAUGACUAUGUAGAUCUCUAGCAUAUAUGCCAUGUGAAAAAAGUAAGGUGAGCUCAUGUGAAACACUGAAACAGAGCCUCCUAGGUUCCUGUUUACCUCCUCAACAUGCUGCUUCUGAAACACUAGUAAAGGGAAAGAUGGGAUGAGUUCUUGUGAUUCUAGACCUCAAGAUACUCUGAUACAUGUUCAUAUCCUGUAAUCAGCAGAUUGCAAGCCUUGGUAUGUGGAAAACACCUUUAGAACCGUUCUAUUAGUGUAAAAGCAGAUAUGUAAUAUUAAUAGCCUGGAAGUCUAUGCUGCAUGCACUGAGCAGUGACUUAUAGUUAUUUGUGAAUGAGAGUAUAAAGGAGUCAGAAACUCCUUGACUUUGAUCAAUUAUAACCAACUUUGAAGUGGCAGUGACCCUAGCUGUCAGAAUUCUAAUUAUGGAAACUUCCACUGUGGAUGCCUCUUCACUUCUGUCCAUGUAUCCAGGGGGAUAUAUAUAUAUAUAAAAGCCUGUAGCUUAAAACAAUAAAAUGAAAAUUACACCUUCACUUUGGAGUUUUUUCCCAAGUUCAGUAGUGGUUGGUAUUUUAAAUAUACUAUCUUACCCAAAGAAACAACAACAAUUGUCUAUAUUUUAUAGUGCUUUAAGGUUUGUAAAGCACUUACUUUAUCUCAUUUGAUCCUCACAACAACCCUGUGAGGUAGGCAUUACAAGUAUUAUUGCCAUUUUACAGAUGAAAAACAGACUUAGAGCAGUUAAGUGAAUUUUCCAUGGCAAAGCCACACAGUUAUGGCCAAAGGUGGGACUCAAAGCCAAGUUUACUGACUCCAAAUUCAGCACUCUGUCCAUUAAGCCAUUUGCUCCUCAAUCUGUUGUUGACUACAUGGAGGAUAUCUGGAUUAAACGUAGAAUUACUUAGGUUGUUGCCCUCUAGUAUUUACAAUAUAUGGAAUGGAUUGGAAAAAAAAAAAAAGCCCAAGUACUGUUUGUUGAUAAGGAGAUCAGCACUAUGGAUUUCAACAGCUGUAAUUACCAUUUAAGACUAUGGAAGAUCAUUGCUGCCUACAAGAAACCCUGGUCAGUAAAUUCUGGCGAAAGCAUCCCUAAAUGGCUCAUGCCCAUGGUCCAAGGUAUAAUAAAAUUUUGUGGAGAGUGUAAAGAAGAUGGUAUAUAGCUGAAACCUGAAUAGAAAUGCCUAUGGUUACUUGCAUGCAUUUGCUUAGAACACUGCAUAAUGAUAUUGAGGGUGGAUUAAUCUUGUAUAACUUUAUUUUAAUGUUAAGGAAAAUAAAGUGCAAUAGAGUUCA
Molecule: messenger RNA, 10610 nt
Organism: Antechinus flavipes (yellow-footed antechinus)
Lineage: Eukaryota; Metazoa; Chordata; Mammalia; Dasyuromorphia; Dasyuridae
Product: zinc finger protein OZF-like
Exons: 3
Coding region: 645-2048 (467 amino acids)
Cellular component (GO): nucleus
Source: RefSeq, a predicted model, not a curated record